Diaporthe batatas is the source of this 498-nucleotide messenger RNA. RefSeq lists its product as uncharacterized. The record is from RefSeq and is a predicted model, not a curated record. The coding region runs from base 1 to 498 and encodes 165 amino acids. NCBI's taxonomy places the organism in Eukaryota, Fungi, Ascomycota, Sordariomycetes, Diaporthales, Diaporthaceae. The transcript is spliced from 3 exons.
AUGAAGUUCACCGCCAUCCUCGCCCUCGCCACCACGGCGGCCUGCUCUGCUCUGCCUGCUGGUCUUCCAGCCGGGGUCGAGUACACCCAAAUUUCGGCCGCAGACAUCCCGGAGUCCAUCCGUUCCGCGCCCGCCUUCAAUGAGACGGCUGUUGCUUUCGUCGAAGCCCGAGAUGGAGACCUCACCAAGCGCGCCAACCACGGCGUGUACCUCUGCGUCGAUGCCUACUGGGGCGGACACUGCGCCUACAUUACUGCAGGUGCUGGCGUCUGUGUUCCUCUGGCCAGUGACCUCAACGACAAAGUCAGCUCUGUCGGCCCUGACGCUGGCGCUUACUGCCGAUUCUAUUUCGACGCGGGCUGCACUGAUGACGAUGGCUGCAAGCACUUCGACCUGGUGAACCCAGGCAAGUCCGACCUCAACCAGGCUGGAACGGGCGCCUGCGCAGGUGUCAACCCCAACGACAAGGUCACCAGCUACCAGUGCUGGGACUAUUAG